Molecule: messenger RNA, 2258 nt
Organism: Suillus bovinus
Lineage: Eukaryota; Fungi; Basidiomycota; Agaricomycetes; Boletales; Suillaceae
Product: cytochrome P450
Exons: 16
Molecular function (GO): oxidoreductase activity, acting on paired donors, with incorporation or reduction of molecular oxygen; heme binding; monooxygenase activity
Source: RefSeq, a predicted model, not a curated record
CUAUGUCUCGAACUUGGGUCAGUCCUGGCGUAGCCUACCUCGCACGAGGCUUGCUUUCCGUUGUUGUUCCGGCUGCUUCCUCCGUCAUUAUCGUGGUUCGCCUGGCCUCUCUAAAAGGCAUCCGAGUUUCUCCAUGGCUUGUAUCUGCGGUGGUUUUGGGUGCAGCGCCUUUUGGAUUCGCAGCUUAUGUUUUUGCGGAUGGAAUAUUGCAACAACGAAAGGCCAAUAGACUCGGUGCCAGACUUGUUCCUCGUAUCCAGGGAAAAUUGCCUGGAAAUUUGGACAAGGUAGUGAAGAUGGUCUUGAGGAAUGAGAAUGAAUACCUAGGACAAUCUAUAGAGGACGAGAUCAAGGUGCUUGGACCGACUAUCAAUUUUCGUUUCUUUUGGGAGGACCUCAUCAUGACUACGGAGCCACAACACAUUAAGACUAUUCUCGCAACUGACUUUGAUAACUAUGUUAAAGGUGCCAAGUUCAGAGAAGCAGCUGACUCUGUUCUUGGAACGGGCGUAUUCAAUUCAGAUGGUGAAAUCUGGAAGCUUCACCGAACCAUGACACGGCCUUUCUUCACUCAUGAUCGGAUAAGUCACUUUGAGAUCUUUGACCGUCAUGCGGAUCAUGCUAUCGCUUUGGCGAAGGAACGUUUCAGAGCGGGCUUAGCAAUUGACUUCCAAGAUCUCAUAUCCAGAUUUACGCUUGACUCUGCAUCGGAGUUCCUAUUCGGACACUGUAUCAAUUCACUUUUCGCUGGACUCCCUUACCCCAAUAACGCAACAAAAACUACAAAUGCCGUUCAAGGAGACAAUGCCGCCGCAGCCUUCGCAUAUGCUUUCUCUCAAGCUCAACAGGGAAUAAAUCGGCGUGUUUCUAUCGGGCAGACCUGGCCACUCAAUGAGAUUCUUGCUGACAGUACCGCGCAACACAUGAAAGUGGUAAACGCAUUUUUAGAUCCGAUCCUCAAAGACGCUCUGGAGAAAAAACAAACCUCGGCUGUUGAAUUUGACAAAAAUGAGCUCGCAGAUGAUCAAACACUUGUGGAUCAUCUUGUAAAUUUGACGUCAGACUUCAAAAUUAUCAAAGACGAGACAUUGAAUAUCUUACUGGCCGGAAGAGAUACGACGGCCUCAACAUUAACAUCAGCUAUUUAUUUGUUGGCAAUGUAUCCAGAGUUCCUCAUUCGCCUCAGGGAAGAAAUCAUAUCGAAGGUUGGGCUAACUCGUAGACCCACAUAUGAUGAAAUCAAAGAGAUGAAAUUUCUCAGAGCUGUUCUCAAUGAAACACUGCGCCUUUUUCCUGCUGUCCCUUUUGAUGUGAGGGAAAACAUACGUGACACCACAUUGACAUCCCCCGAACAUGGAAAGAAGCCACUGUUCAUCCCACGGGGUACCAUGAUCAGCUAUUCAGUGCUCCUCAUGCACCGAAGAACUGAUUUAUGGGGACCAGAUGCAUUGGAAUUCGAUCCGGAUAGAUGGCUCGACGAGCGCGUCAAGAAAUACCUGGUUCCCAAUCCCUUCAUUUUCCUGCCAUUUAACGCGGGCCCCAGAAUUUGCUUAGGACAACAAUUUGCAUACAACGAAAUGUCGUUCAUGAUCAUUCGUUUGCUGCAAAACUUUUCCAACAUUACACUAUCUCCCGAACCUGCGAUGCGCCCACCUGCUUGGUGGGCUGAAAAAGGUGGUCGGCAGGCUAUCGAACAAUUCAGGCCGAGAAACCAUUUGACGCUUUAUGCCAUGGGUGGUAUGUGGGUUAAGAUGGAAGCUGUAGAUGACGUCGAAGUCAUGGACUAAUUAUGAACUUUGUGCUAUGGGACAAUACUGCAGGGUUAUUCAUAUUUUGCUGUUUAUUUUGUUAUUAUUGCCAUUGUCAUUGACUAUAAACAUACGCUAUGAUCCGUGGAUCAAACUCGGAGACACAGAAACGCUUGGCAGGUACUCCGCAGCUGAACGCGAUCUGUGGUGAUCACGGGUCUUGCAGACUCUAAGCGCUGGAUGGUCACUUGUACCGCUAUUUGUGCUCUCCAUUUUCACGUCCUAACAACAAUUAGGCCCUGCAGUGAAGAUUGAGUAAGUGUCGUCCGAUACUCCCGAAUUGUUGCGUAACCUAAGUGGAUCGUUCUAUACCUGCCCAUAGUUUCCCCCGGUGGAUCAGGAAGGGUCAAGAUGUGACGACAUGGUGUGCUGAGUGGGCGAUGGUGCAUUGAGCUCUGAAUCGGCUGCGCAAGAUACAUAAGAUUCACUGAAAGGAUCCCAUCAGCGUAU